AUGGAGGACGCUACUAUACAUGCCACAAAAGCACAGGACAAGACGGUGGAAUUGGAUGUGCAAUUCAUUAACCCCUAUAAAGGUCGUGGGGUGUUUGCCAAAUGCCAAUUUGGAAAGGGUGACUUCGUGGUUGAGUACAGAGGAGAUUUAAUAACUUGGGAAGAAUCACAAAGAAGGAGGAGGACUUACCACAGAGCGAGUGCCGUUUUUCUUUAUGAGUUCUACUGGAAGGAAAAAAUAUGGUGUAUUGAUGCAUCCCGAGAAGAUGGUAGCCUUGGACGACUCGUCAAUGAUGACCACAGGCACCCAAACUGCAAAAUGAAGAGGGUCAUAAUAGAGGGCAAACCACACCUUUUCCUCUUUGCAUUGAGGGAAAUUCAUCCAGGACAAGAAAUCACAUAUGACUAUGGGGGAAAAGAUUGGCCAUGGAGAAAACAGACACUAGAACAAAGUGAUGCUGACGUUGAGUCAUCUGACAGUGCAGUCUUCUCUGCUGUUCUGGAAACUUCAGAGAGGCCCUCAACUUCCACCAUGAAGACACAAGAACAAACAAUUGAUGCUGACGUUGAGUCAUCUGACAGUGCAGUCUUCUCUGCUGUUCUGGAAACUUCAGAGAGGCCCUCAACUUCCACCAUGAAGGUAGGAAUGAGUUUGUUCUGCAAUGUUUGCUCUUGUGCACACUGCCUGGUUUAG
Molecule: messenger RNA, 693 nt
Organism: Knipowitschia caucasica
Lineage: Eukaryota; Metazoa; Chordata; Actinopteri; Gobiiformes; Gobiidae
Source: the annotation of a GenBank genome assembly